AUGAAACCUGUCGCCUCCCAAGACCAGCCUGCGACAGCAGCAGGAUACACGCGCCUGCACAUCACCCCGCUCGACUCGGAGCUCCUGCCCGUCGUCGUCCCUGCUGCUGCGCUCCCCCAAGCUCAGAACAUCUCCUUCCACACCCUCGAGACCUUCCCCGAGAAGCGAUUCGGCUUCGUCGACCUCCCCGCGGCCGAUGCCGACAAGCUGAAGAAGAAGCUCAGCGGAGCGGUGCUCAGAGGCGUCAAGAUACGAGUGGAGAUGGCGAGGAAGGACGACAUCCUCCAGCCCGCGGGCGCGGAGGCUCUGGCCAGCACGGACGCCAAGAAGGAGAAGAGGUCGAAGAAGAAGGACGGCGAGCACAAGAAGAAGAAGCGCAAGAGAGACGGCGAGGAGCUGGUCGGCGUCGAACUGGAGGAGGGCCGCAAGGUCAAGCGUGGCUGGACUGUCUCCGAGAGCGAGAAGAUACAGAAGGAGAGGAGCAAGAAGGACAAGGACAGGAGCAAGAAGGAAAAGGACAAGAGCAAAGACAAAGACAAGAAGCAGAAGAAGAGAGAGACAAGAUCCAAGUUCACCGACCACCCAGAGUGCCUCGUCAAGACCGUCCUGCCACCGAACAGGGUACCAGCGGAGGGCGAGGGUGCGUCCGAGCCUACCAAGCGCAAGGGAAAGAAAGAGAGAUCGCGCGAGGUUACCGUACACGAGUUCGAGCACACUACCAAGUUUCCGACAUUCCUCAAGAGCCAGAAAGACAACGGCAAAGGCGGCCCGAAUCUCGAGUACAUCGAGGGCCAAGGCUGGGUCAAUGCGGACGGUGACGUAGUCGAGUCUGUCAAGUCAACCCGCCCAAAGCCGGCUGCCAAACAAGCAGCACCAAAGAAAUCAGUUGUUGCCACAGCCACCGCUGACGAUGAUGACUCGACGAGCAGUAGCGGCACGUCCUCAGACGACACGAGCAGUGAGGAGGAGGAGGAUGAAGAAGACGACGAUGAGGAGGAUGAAGAUACCAGGGUCGACGCGGAGGAAGAGGACAAGGCUCACUCUCUACAAGAUAUACCCGAGGACAAGACGCUACCGCUCGAGUCCCCGCGGCCAAAGUCUUCUGGCUCGGCCCGGAGUUUGACAAUCAAGAUCCCGCCCGCCACGCCGCUCGUCCCCAAGACCGUCCACCCCCUCGAGGCUCUCUACAAGCGGCAAGCCGCCGCGCCGGGACAGGAGAAACCUCCCGCAGGAGAGGGCUUCAGCUUCUUCGGCGCGGGAGACACGGACGACAUCGAGGAGGACGACGAGCUCCCGCCGAGCCAGCCGCCCAUGACGCCCUUCACCAAGAUGGACUUUGACACGCGCCUCGUCCGCAGCGCGGCGCCGACGCCGGAUACUGCGUUUGCUAACCGCAAGUUCAACUUCUGGCCGCAGGGCGAGGAGGAUCAGGACGAGGACGAGGAACUAGAGGAGGACACGCUGAUGGCCGAUGCCGGCCAACGCGGUGAUGAGGAGGAGCAGGAUGAGGAUGGCGACAAGCCUACGGCCACAGGCGACUUCCAGAAGUGGUUCUGGGAACACCGUGGCGACCUCAAUCGCUCGUGGAAGAAGCGCAGAAAGGCGGCCUCCAAGGAGAAGCGGUACCGGGAGAACAGGGCCAGGGCAGGACGGGCGAUUUAG
Messenger RNA from Thyridium curvatum, 1662 nucleotides. RefSeq lists its product as uncharacterized. NCBI's taxonomy places the organism in Eukaryota, Fungi, Ascomycota, Sordariomycetes, Thyridiales, Thyridiaceae. Bases 1 to 1662 code for a protein of 553 amino acids. The record is from RefSeq and is a predicted model, not a curated record. The transcript has a single exon.